Cokeromyces recurvatus is the source of this 549-nucleotide messenger RNA. Its product is annotated as DNA glycosylase. Gene Ontology annotation, biological process: base-excision repair; DNA alkylation repair; base-excision repair, AP site formation. The annotation marks the transcript as partial. The record is from RefSeq and is a predicted model, not a curated record. NCBI's taxonomy places the organism in Eukaryota, Fungi, Mucoromycota, Mucoromycetes, Mucorales, Mucoraceae. Gene Ontology annotation, molecular function: DNA-7-methylguanine glycosylase activity; DNA-3-methyladenine glycosylase activity; alkylated DNA binding. The transcript has 3 exons. Gene Ontology annotation, cellular component: protein-DNA complex; nucleus.
AGAUGUUUAACAAAAGCUAUCAUUUAUCAACAAAUUCAUGGGAAGGCAGCUUCAUCUAUUUAUACUCGGUUUAUUCAUUUAUUUGAUAAAGAGAACAAUAAAGAGGAUGAUUUUCCUACACCUCAAGACGUCUUGGAGAAAGCUUUUGAUGAAUUGAAAUCUGCUGGACUGUCAAGUAGAAAGGUUGAAUAUAUCAAAAAUCUAGCAGAAAAGUUUCAAGACAAGACAAUUACACCUGAAAAUUUUCAUAAAAUGACAGAUCAAGAAAUAUCGAACCAACUAUGCUCUGUAAAAGGCAUAGGACAGUGGACAGUAGACAUGUUUUUAAUGCUUGAUUUACGACAUCCAGAUAUAUUACCCCUGGGUGAUUUAGUAGUUAGAAAGGGAAUUGCUGCUCAUUUUGGUAUUUCUGAUGAUGAUAAUGAAAAGAAAAAAACAAAAUUAUUACUCAAUGAAAAACGCAUGAUUGAAUUGACAGAAGUGUGGAGACCUUAUCGAUCUUUAGGCGCAUGGCUUAUGUGGAGAACAGCAAAUACGAAAAUAGUAUAA